Messenger RNA from Ilex paraguariensis (yerba mate), 330 nucleotides. The record is from the annotation of a GenBank genome assembly. NCBI's taxonomy places the organism in Eukaryota, Viridiplantae, Streptophyta, Magnoliopsida, Aquifoliales, Aquifoliaceae.
AUGUGUUACCCAGCUGUUUAUUGGGUUUGUUUAAUUGAGUCAUCAGGGCAUCAAGGUAGGGGAUUGGUGUUGCAGGCAGCAACGGCGGUGGAAGAGGUUGGGAGGCAACAAGCACCAGUUGACAUACAUGGAAUAGCUAGUGGAGGUGGAGGUGCAGGUGGUGGUGUGAUGAACCAGUGUGUAUGUUCACCCACGCGCCACCCAGGUUCAUUCAAGUGUAGGCAUCACCAUACAGAAUAUAAAUGGGUUGGUCGACUGGGGGCCAAACCCAGAUUAUCUUACAAACACAACACAAAUCAAUUGUCACCCAAAUCAAUUUGUGUUGAGUAA